UGGGGUCGGGUGGGCGGCCGGAGAGGCGGGCGUGAGCUCCCUAGGGCAGCGCACACCCAGCCGACCCCUCCUGGCCACUGGCCCCCAGCACAGCCCCUACUCAGUUCCGUGUUGGCGUGGACGCCGUGGCUUGGACUGGGCAGAUGGCGGCGUGGGGAAGGCAGUGAAGACAGCACCUCGGAGUCUUUGUGUGUCUGUGGUGCUCGAGUCAAACAAUGAGGACAGCUGCCUCAGUGGCCGGGCCUUUCUGCUUUUCCCCGGUCUUUUCUGAGGCUGGUAGAGACAGCUUGGGAGUUCUAGAGCCGUGGCAACCAGACUCCUGGGGACUUUUUUGGUUUUUGUUUUUUGGUAGGGAUGGAUUAAUUUUUAUCUUUUAGUUUUGUGUUAUAGUGGUGUUUAAAAAGCAUACUUACACACACCACCCAUGCCGCCAUUAUUUAAUAUAUAUAUUCAUUCAUUCAUUUUGAGACGAAGAGAGAGAAUCCCAAGCAGGCUCUGCUCUGCGUUGUCAGCGCAGAGCCGGAUGCAGUGCUCCAUCUCAGCAACCGUGAGUGAGAUCAUGACCUUAAAUGAAAUCAGGAGUCUGUUGGCUAGCCCACUGAGCCACCCAGGUGCCCCAAAGGAAUAUAUUUUAAAGCUAAGUACUGACACUGUAAGCUCGGAAUAAAUGCCAUCCUUUGCAAGAAAGGUCAUUGCCAACCUCUGUUAGUCACUGUGUAUAGUUACUGUAUUUUUUGUUUUACAGUUUGCCAGAUUAAAUCUUUGUAAUGAACUGGUGUUUGGAAACUGUUGCUUUAGAAUGGAUGUUGUUUGGCUUUCAGAAGUCUUUUAGAUGGAAGUAUUUUGGACUUUUGGAAUUAAAAUCCCUGAUUUCAGAAUUUACUCCCACAUAUAACCAGUCAGAUAGCCUUGAGUGAAUUACUUAGCUCUUCUGAGCCUUCUCUUAUUCUUUUUUAACUCAGAGCUCACAAAUGUUUUGUGGGAAGUAAACAAAAUGUAUGUUGUAAGAUUUAUUUAUAUCUGUGAAGGAAGAGUAGAGUUCUAAUAAUUUACUGUAGAAGAUCCUUUUUUCCCCUUUUAUUUAUUUUUCUCAAAAUAAACUUUAGUUUUUAGAGCAGUUUUAGUUUCACACCAAAAGUGAGCAGAAAGCACAGAGAUUUUCCAUAUACUUCCCUCAUUCAUGCACAGCUUCCCCCACUUAUAACAUCCCCCAUAGACUGGUACAUUUGUUAAAAUCGAUGAAACUACGUUGUCAUGUCAUAAUCACCCAAAUUCUAUUGUUAUUACAUUAGGGUUCACUCUUGGUGGUAUACAUUCUAUGGGUUUGGACAAAUGUAAAAUGACAUAUAUAAUGUAUCCACCAUUAUGGUAUCGUGCAGAGUGGUUUCACUGCCCUAAAAAUCCUCUCUGCUCUGCCUGUUCAUCCCUCUCUUCUCCCACCCCCUGGCAACCAUUGAUAUUUUUACUGACUCUGUAGUUUUACCUUUUUUUGAAUGUAGUUUUAGAAUGCCAUGUAUUUGGAAUUGUACAGUAGAUUGUCUCUUCAGAUUGGUUUCUUUCACUUAGUAAUGGGCAUUUUAAGAUUCCUCCACAUCUUUUCAUGGCUCGAUAGCUCAUUUCUUUUUGGUGCUGAAUAAUAUUCUGUUGUUGGAAUGUAUCACAUUUAUCCAUUCACCUUGUGAAGGACAUCUCAGUUGCUUCCAGAUUUUGGCAAUUAUUUAUAAUGCUGCUAUAAACAUUUGUGUGCAGAUUUUUGUGUGGACAUAUGUUUUUAACUCCUUUCACAAUAAAUACCAAAGGUCAUGACUGCUGGAUUGUAUGUUAAAGAGUAUGUUUAGUUUUGCAAGAAACUGCCAAACAGUCUUCCAAAGUUGGCUGUACCAUUUUGCAUUCCCACCAGUAAUGAAUGAAAAUUCCUGUUACUUCACAUCCUCACCAGCUUUUGGUGGGGUUAGUAUUCUGGAUUUUGGCCGUGUUGAUAGGUGUGUAAUGGUAUUACACUGUUGUUUUGACUUUCAUUUCCCUGGUGGCAUAUGAUGUGGAGCAUCUUUGUAUAUUCUUGUUUAGAAUGUGUAUAUCUUCUUUGGUGAGGUGUUGGUUAAGGUCUUUGGGCCAUUUUUUAAUUGAGUUGUUUGUUUUCUUAUUGUUGAGUUUUAAGAGUUCUUUGUAUAAUGUAUAAAAAGGUUAACAGUCCUUUAUCAGAUUAAGUGUGUCUUUUGCAAAUAUUUUUCCCAGUUUAUGGCUUGUCAUCUCACUCUCUUGACAUUGUCUUUCACAGUGCAGAAGUUUUUAAAUUUUAUCAAAGUUCAGUUUAUUAUUUUUUUUCACGAAUCACACUUUUGUGUUGCAUCUAAAGAGUCAUCACUAUACCCAAGAUCAUUUAGGUUUUCUUCUGUUAUCUUCUAGGAGUUUCAUAGUUUUGCAUUUCACAUUAAAAAAAUUUUUUUUGGAUGUUUAUUUAUUUUUGAGAGAGAGGGAGAGACAGAGCACGAACAAGGGAGGGGCAGAGAGAGAGGGAGAAACAGAAUCCAAAGAAGGCUCCAGGCCCCCAACUUUCAACAGAGAGCCUGACACGGGACUCGAACUCACGAACUGUGAGAUCAUGACUUGAGCUGAAGUCAGAUGCUUAACCAACUGAGCCACCCAGGUGCCUCUUGCAUUUUACAUUUAGAUCCAUUUUGAGUUAUUUUUGUGAAGGGUGUAAGAUUUGUGUCUAAGUUAUUUAUUUAUUUACUUAUUUAUUUAGUUAGUAAGUCAGUAAGUAAGUAUGUGGAUGUCCAGUUGUCUUGGUACCAUUUGUUGAAAAGACUAUCUUUAUUCCAUUGUAUUUCCUUUGCUCCUUUAUCAAAUAACAGUUGACUAUAUUUAUGUGGAUCUAUUUAUGGGCUCUCUAUUCUGUUCCAUUAAUUUGUUCUUUCACCAAUACCACACUGUCUUCAUUACUUCAUGUUGUGUGGUGUCAGUCCUUCUACUUUGUCCUUCUUUUUGAAUGUUUUAUUGGUUAUUCUGGGUCUUUUGCUUCUUGUAUAAACUUCAGAGUGAGUUUGUUGGUGUCCACAAAAUAACUUGCUGAGAUUUUGAUUGGCAUUGCAUUGAAUCUGUAGAUAAAUUGGAAAGAACUGGCACUUUGGCAAUAUUGAAUCUUUCGGUCUGUGAACAUGGAAUAGAAAUCCUUUUUGAAAGUUCCUUUCCAUCACCCACACCCAGAUCAAUUGCCAAGAACUGCUCAGUUUUUCUCAAUUGUUUUCUCCUUACUGCUGAUUAGUGUAGAAUUUCAUCAUUUGUUUAGACUAUUGCAAAAACUUUACUGGCCUUCCUAAGAUCCAGUCCUCCCUCCCCCAUCAUUCCUCCUAUAUAGAUUUCUGACCUUGUGAGUUAGUACUUCCUUCACACUUAGAGUGGGAAAAUCCUUUCUAACUCUGACACAAAACCCAGAGCCAUAAAAAAAAAAAAAAAGAAAAAGAAUGAUUGCAUGGUGAAACAAAUAUAAACAAAGUCACAUGAGAUAUAUGGCAAAGACAUGACAAAGGAAAAAUUUGCCACUCCUAUCGUAACAAAGGACUAAUUUUCCUUUUAAAAAUACACUCAUUUACUCAAAAUGCAAGUUAGAUUUGGUGAAGGAGUGAGGAAAAAGGUACUCCCAUAUCGCUCAUGCUGGAAGUGUAAAUUGUAAAUUAGUCCAGGGCCAAUGAAGGGCUAAUUGGCAAUAUCAAAAUUAUAAAGUCACAUAAAUUUUGAUCCAGCAAUUCUGCUUCGAGGAACUUUUCAUGUAUAUGCCUACCCACAUGCAAAUUGAUAGAUGCCCAGAGUUUUUCAUGAGAAUAUUGUUAGUUAGAAAAGAUUAAAAACUGCCCAUCUGUGAUAGAGUGGGUAAAUAAAUCAUGAUAAACCCAUACAGCGAUACUAUGCAUCGGUAAAAAGACAGGAGGAGCUAUGUGUGAAAGGAAAGAUCUCUAGGAUACAUUUUUUUUUUAAACAGAUUUUAUUUUUAAGUAAUCUUAGGUAAUCUACAUCCAACCUAGGGCUUGAACUCACAACCCCAAGAUCAAGAGUUGCAUGCUGCACUGACUGAGGAAGCCAGGCAUCCCUAAGAUACAUUGUUAAUUGAGAAAAGGAAGAUGCAGUACAUGACUCAUGGUGUCCUAUCAUUUAUGAAAAAAUAUAUAUUAUACAUUGUUUUAUAUAUAUAUGCACAUAUACACAUAAUAACUGUAAAGAUACAUAAGAUACAUAAGAAACUAGUGGGAAGAGGGAAACUUUACACAGUAUGUAUUUUAUAAUUUGAAACUUUGAAUCAGUAUUACCUAUUUUAAAAAAUAACAAAAAAUAUAAAGUAAAAUCUCUCUAUUGGUUGCUUAUCACAUAUAGUAUGUGAUCACCUCUUUGUUCUGCCUCUUAAGAGCCUUUAGAAUUUGACUUCUGUUUACUUCUUGACUCUACUCCCAUGGCCUUACCUCCAGAGUUUACUUUACUUCUCUGGUUUGCAAAGUACAUUUUUUGUUUUGUUUUUCCUCUUUCUUUUUUCUUUUUUUUUCAAAGCACAUUUGUAAUAGAGCUAUACUGUCAUCCCCAUGCUUUAGAAAAUAUAGUUUCUUUAUUCCUGGAAUGGCUUGCCUAAUACUCCAGUGGUCUUUAUUUUUCUUUAAAGCCCAAUCCAAAAUUACCUUCCAUGAAUUCUUUCUGUGCUUGUAUGACCUCCUAUUAAUUUUACUUCUACAUUAUAUUGAAAUUGUGUUUACAUUUCUGCCUCCUCUGUUCAGUUAUACACAUGCUCCUUAAGGGUCCGAGUGUUAAAUAAAAUUAGUGAGAGUGCUUUCGUAUGUCAUUGAUAGCGUUUUAACCGUUAUGACUUUAAAAACUUAAAACUAUUCUCAGCUUCCAGCCCAACAGUUUUUUUUUUUUUUUCUGGGAAUUUUUCCUGAAAAAAUAAGCAGAGGUAUAACCAAAAAUUCAUCAGCAAAGAUGUUCAUUGUGGCCUAAUUUAUAAUAAGAGGAAAUUAUAAAUAAUUUAAUUGUUUAACAAUAGGGGACUACUUAAGUAUGCAUAGUCUCAUGUGCUCCUAAAAUAAUGAUAAAGACUAUAUGAUGUCAUGUUCCUGAGAUAACAUGUGAGAAGCAAGUUACAGAGCUGUACUAUUGGUUCCAAUCAUGUGAUCCAAAUCGGUACAGGGAGAAAUGAUCAGAAGAAUAUAGUACAAAACAAUAGCAGUGAUUAUUCUCUGGUUUUGUAUGUCUUUUCUGAUUUUACAAAUUUUAUGUUUUGUAAUGAGAACAAUAAAUGUUAUUUCUAAAAAAAGAAGAUUUUUAGAGAGCAGCAAGCCUAAGUUUUGUAUAAUAAAAGUCAAAUGUAUCCAAAUAUUUUGAUUAAUGGGUAAACAAUUUUCAGAGAAUCCAAAGUAUGUACAGUAAAGCUAACUUAGUUCAGCUUUUCUUUGUUAAUUGAGAAGGUGUUAGGGUUUUGUCUUCUGUGUAUCAGGAUUAAGACCAUACUUGUUAGGGGCGCCUGGGUGGCUCAGUUGGUUGAACGUCCACCUUCUGCUCAGGUCAUGAUCUUGUGGUUUGUGGGUUCAAGCCCUUCAUUGGGCUCUGUGCUGACAGCUCAGAGCCUGGAGCCUGCUUUAGAUUCUGUGUCUCCUUCUCUCUGCGCCCUCCCCUACUUGUGCUCUCUCUCUCUCAAAAUAAACAUUAAAAAAAAAAAAAAAAAGAAGACCAUACUUGUUGACUGCACAGAACAUAGGAGAGAGUGCUAAUUAAAGAAGGAUAGUAACUAAUUUUUGAGUCCAUAUACCAGGCACUGUCCAAAACUUGAAAUGCAUGUAGAUAUCAAAUUCUUACACAAGCCUCUGAGAUAGGAACUGUUAUUACCCCUAUUUUGCUGGUUAAGAAACUGAGACUCAAAGGGGCGCCUGGGUGACUCAGUUGGUUAAGCGUCUGACUCUUGGUUUCAGCUCGGGUCAUGAUCUCACGGUUCAUAGGCUCAAGCCCUGUGUCGGGCUCCGUGCCGACAGUGUGGAGCCUGCUUGGGAUUUUCUCUCCAUCUCUCUUUGCCCCUCACCUGCUUGUGCGUGCUCUCUCUCGCUAGCUCUCUCUCAAAAUAAAUAAGCUUAAAAAAAAAAAAAAAGAACUAAAACUCGGAAGUGAGGUAACUUAUUCAGGCUCACACAGGAGUAGCCAGGAUGCCCAUUGUUAGAGUGGUAGAUAAAGGAUUUAUUGUAAUUAGGUGGAGGAAACACUGUGAAUGCAGACUAAAGGAAUUUGGGGGCAUGUGGGUGGCUCAGUCGGUUAAGCAUCUGGACUCAAGUCAUGAUCUCAGGGUUUGUGAGUUCAAGCCCCGCAUGGAGUUCUGCACUGUAAGCAGAGCCUGCUUGGGAUUCUCUUUCUCCCUCUCUGCUCUUUCCCUGCUCGUGUGUGCGCGCACACGCUCUCUCUCAAAAUAAAUAAAUAAACAUUAAAAAAAAGACUAAAGGAAUUUCAUGUCUUUGGUUGUAGCAGUGGUCUGGGUAACAUGAGUGUCUGUGUCUUCAGAGCCUUGGGCAGGGGCUUCUGUCAGAGGAAGCACUGCUCAGCACCUAGAAACUUGUAUUCAGGGAGGUUCUCUUCAUCACUAGAAACUGGGGGCUCAAAAACUUGGUUGUUCCUUUGGGUUAAUGUUAUCAAUGACUUCUUGAGGUCUUCUAGAUGAUGUUCUCCAAGCUUUAAGGAAGAAAUCAAGCAAGGAUCGAGGGGACCCGGAGAGGAGCCUUUCUUAAAUGACAACAAUGACAAGAGAAAAUUGGGGCCACAAUGCUCUGAGACAAGAGGGUCUUGUUAAAGGGAAGGAUGAUACUUGGAAAUGGGGAACCAGCUUCCAAGGAAGCAGCUCCUCUGUUUGGGAGACCUCCCACCUGCACUUUAGACAGUUACGUUACCAUGAGACAUCUGGACCCCAGGAGGCACUGAUCCGGCUCCGGGAGCUCUGUCGCCGGUGGCUGAGGCCAGAAGCACGUACCAAGGCCCAGAUCCUGGAGCUGCUGGUCCUGGAGCAGUUCCUGAGCAUCUUGCCUGGGGAGAUUCGGACCUGGGUGCAGAUCCAUCGCCCUGGGAGUGGUGAGGAGGCCGUGGCCCUGGUAGAGGAGCUACAGCAAGACCUCGAUGGACCAGCACUGAAAGUUCCAGUUCUUGUUCAGGACCAGGACAUUCUCCAAGAGGGGAUGAGUACUCCAGGAGCAGCAGUUCCUCAUGCACCCAGUGGCAGCCACAUAGCUGAAAUUUGCCAAAAUCCUUUUACUGACCCAGUGGUGUUCAAUCUCCAGGAUCCUCAACAUGCUUUUUCUCCUCCCUCAGAUUCUCCUGCCCCUGAAGCUUCUGCCCUUUCCCAGGAAGAAAAUCCAAGAAAUCAAUUAAUGGCCCUCAUGCUCCUAACAGCCCAGCCCCAGGAGUUGGUGAUGUUUGAGGAGGUGUCAGUAUGCUUCACUUCAGAGGAAUGGGAGUGUCUGGGCCCAAUUCAGAGGGCCUUGUACUGGGAUGUGAUGCUGGAGAAUUAUGGAAAUGUGACCUCCCUAGAAUGGGAGACCAUGACUGAGAAUGAGGAGGUGACACCAAAGGCAAGCAUUUCUCAAAGAGCAGAUUCUCAGAAAGGAACAUCCAAAAGACUUCAAGGAAGUGUUCCCCAGACCCUUGAUUUUGAGGAGGAAUGUGAAUGGCAAAUUGUGGCAAGUCAGUGGGGGACUGAAACAGGGGAAAGAGAUAAGCCGAAAAAAGGUCCCCUCUGUGAACGAGAUACAAAGAAAAGGGCUCUACCAGAAAAACAAGGCCAAAAGUGGAAGGAAUUUGGAGAAAGCUUGACUCUAGGUUCAGCUCUUUCUGAAAGUUUAAUAGGUACUGAAGGAAAGAAGUUUUAUAAAUGUGAUAUAUGUUGUAAACAUUUCAAUAAAAUCUCCCAUCUUAUAAACCAUCGGAGAAUCCACACUGGUGAGAAGCCUCAUAAAUGUAAAGAGUGUGGAAAAGGCUUUAUUCAGCGCUCAAGCCUUCUAAUGCAUUUACGCAACCAUUCUGGGGAGAAACCUUAUAAAUGUAAUGAAUGUGGGAAAGCCUUCUCUCAAAGUGCUUACCUUCUAAACCAUCAAAGAAUCCACACUGGAGAGAAGCCUUAUAAAUGUAAGGAGUGUGGAAAGGGCUUCUAUAGGCACUCAGGCCUUAUUAUACAUCUAAGGCGCCAUUCUGGGGAGAGACCUUACAAAUGUAACGAGUGUGGGAAAGUUUUCUCUCAGAAUGCUUACCUCAUUGAUCAUCAGAGGCUCCACAAAGGGGAAGAGCCUUAUAAAUGUAACAAGUGUCAGAAAGCUUUCGUUCUGAAGAAGAGCCUCAUUCUACACCAGAGAAUCCACUCUGGGGAAAAACCCUAUAAGUGUGAUGAAUGUGGGAAAACCUUUGCUCAGACCACUUACCUUGUUGACCAUCAGCGACUCCACAGUGCAGAGAACCCGUACAAAUGUAAAGAAUGUGGAAAAGUUUUCAUUCGAAGCAAAAGCCUUCUCUUACACCAGAGAGUACACACAGAAAAGAAGACUUUUGGUUGUAAAAAAUGUGGGAAGAUUUUCAAUUCAAAGUCAAACCUCAUUGACCAUAAGAGGAUGCACAGCAGAGAGAAACCGUAUAAAUGUACUGAAUGUGGGAAAGCCUUUACUCAGAGUGCUUACCUUUUUGACCAUCAGAGACUCCACAAUGGAGAGAAACCCUAUGAAUGUAAUGAAUGUGGGAAAGUUUUUAUUUUAAAGAAGAGCCUCAUAUUACAUCAGAGGUUUCACACUGGAGAGAAUCUCUAUGAGUGUAAAGACUGUGGCAAGGUCUUUGGUUCUAACAGAAACCUCACUGACCAUGAGAGACUCCACAAUGGGGAGAAACCCUAUGAAUGUCGAGAGUGUGGGAAAACUUUCAUUAUGAGCAAAAGUUUCAUGGUCCAUCAGAAACUACAUACACAGGAGAAAUCCUACAAAUGUGAGGAUUGUGGGAAGGCUUUCAGUUACAAUUCAAGUCUGCUCGUACAUCGGAGAAUCCACACUGGGGAAAAGCCCUUUGAAUGCAAUGAGUGUGGAAGAGCUUUCAGUUCAAACAGAAACCUCAUUGAACAUAAGAGAAUCCACAGUGGGGAGAAACCCUAUGAGUGUAAUGAGUGUGGUAAGUGCUUCAUUUUGAAGAAAAGCCUCAUUGGACAUCAGAGGAUUCACACAAGGGAAAAAUCUUAUAAAUGCAGUGACUGUGGGAAAGUCUUCAGUUACCGCUCAAACCUUAUAGCCCAUCAGAGAAUCCAUACUGGUGAGAAGCCCUAUGCAUGUAAUGAAUGUGGGAAAGGCUUUACUUACAACAGAAACCUUAUUGAACAUCAAAGAAUUCACAGUGGGGAAAAAACCUAUGAAUGUCAUAUAUGUAGAAAAGUUCUUACCUCUAGUAGAAAUCUUAUGGUACAUCAAAGAAUCCACACUGGAGAGAAGCCAUAUAAAUGUAAUGAGUGUGGAAAAGACUUUAGUCAGAAUAAAAACCUUGUUGUACAUCAGAGGAUGCACACUGGGGAAAAACCAUAUGAGUGUGAGAAGUGUAGAAAAUCUUUUACUUCUAAGAGGAAUUUAGUUGGCCACCAGAGAAUCCAUACAGGGGAGAAACCAUAUGGGUGUAAUGAUUGUAGUAAAGUUUUUAGGCAGAGAAAAAACCUUACUGUACAUCAGAAAAUUCAUACAGAUGGAAAACUCUGUGAAUGUGAUGAGUCUGAAAAAGAAUUCUCUCAGACUUCAAACCUUCACCUUCAACAAGAAAUCCAUACUGUGGAGGGAUUCUCUUGGCUCCAAAAUGCCAAUGAGUCUAAGACAGAGAUUCAGAAAAUCUAGUGUCACAUGUAAAAUGGGAUAGAAUUCCAACCUACCUAAAUAACUGUUAGACAAAUGGCAGUAUAUCAUUCUUGCAAGGAAAAAAAAUCAUGAUUGACUCUUUUGUAAACCAGUGAUUUGCAUGUGGAAGAAAGCUAACGUAGACUUUCAAGACUGCAACAACGUAAACCAAAUUCUAGUUAAAGAAUACUUUGUUCCAGACCAUUUGUUAUGACUCUAGAAAGGGACCUUAGAGCAAUUAGACUCUGAAAAAAAUUUAUGAGAUGUAAUAAUGUAGUUGUAAAUGAUAGCAAAAAUAUUUUUGUAUUAAAAAAUGGACAUUGUUUCUGAAAGUGUGUAAAUUGUACAUUUUAAAAAUUGCAUCACUGCUACAGAAAGUCUCUGUGGACAGUAUGAUCGAGACAUGUCAGACAUGGAUGUGGGUGGGCAAGAGUCUGCUGUUUGAGGGCAACUUAAGAAGAGUACUGCAUUUGGAAUUAGAAGACCUAGUUUUAGGUCCUGGCUCUUUCUCUUACUAGCUAUGUGUGAAGUCAGUUUCUAGGCCUCAGUUUCUCUGUCAGUGAAAUGUUGAUAUAAUGCCUACCUCACAAGGUUUGAGGAUUAAGUAAAGGAUGUUUGUGAAUGUACUUUGUGAAAUAAUUUAGUUGUCAAUAAAGUUGGAUAAAAGAGGUAUGGUCAAAAUACAGAA
This is a messenger RNA of Neofelis nebulosa (Clouded leopard), 10548 nucleotides long. RefSeq names its product zinc finger protein 197. Lineage: Eukaryota; Metazoa; Chordata; Mammalia; Carnivora; Felidae. The record is from RefSeq and is a predicted model, not a curated record. The coding region runs from base 6750 to 9860 and encodes 1036 amino acids. Gene Ontology annotation, molecular function: RNA polymerase II cis-regulatory region sequence-specific DNA binding; DNA-binding transcription factor activity, RNA polymerase II-specific. The transcript is spliced from 5 exons. Gene Ontology annotation, biological process: regulation of transcription by RNA polymerase II.